AUGUCAGGCUCCAAGACAAGCUCUGAGGAAGGCCCCGAACCAGGAUCGCGAUGGACGCUCGUGUUCGAUGGUGCUUCAAAUGCUCGUGGCCAUGGCAUAGGUACUGUUAUCACUUCCUUAACCGGUUUCCACCUUCCAUUUACCGCUAGAUUAUGUUUUGACUGCACCAACAAUAUGGAAGAAUACGAAGCAUGUAUCUACGGUUUGGAGGCGGCCAUCGACUUAAGGAUUAAGAUUCUUGAGGUGUACGAUGAUUCAGCUUUGGUAAUAAGCCAGGUAAAAGGUGAUUGGGAGACUCGGGAUAGCAAGUUGAUACCCUAUAAAGAGCAUAUCAGAAAACGGGUACCCUAUUUUGAUGAAAUCUCCUUUCAUCAUAUUCCCAGGGAAGAAAAUCAGUUAGCAAAUGCUCUAGCUACAUUGGCAUCUAUGUUCAAAGUCAAAUGGAAGAAUGAAGCACCAGUUAUCCAUAUUGGCCACUUAGAUGAACCAGCACAUUAUCUAGUAAUCAAGGUCGAUUCCGAUGAUAAGCCCUGGUUCUAUGACAUAAAGAAAUUUCUGGAGAAACAACAGUAUCCCAAGGGUAUAUCUAUUACUGAUAAGAAGGCUCUAAGAAGACUCUCUUCCAAGUUCUUCCUAAACGAUGAUGUGUUAUACAAGCGAAAUUAUGAUUAUGUACUACUCAGAUGCAUGGAUAGACAUGAAGCUAGUACGAUCAUAAAAUCCAUCCAUGAAGGUUAUGAAGGUGUACAUGCGAAAGGUCCUGCUAUGGCCAAGAAGAUCCUUCAGGCUGGAUAUUACUAG
Lathyrus oleraceus (garden pea) is the source of this 801-nucleotide messenger RNA. RefSeq lists its product as uncharacterized. Gene Ontology annotation, molecular function: nucleic acid binding; RNA-DNA hybrid ribonuclease activity. NCBI's taxonomy places the organism in Eukaryota, Viridiplantae, Streptophyta, Magnoliopsida, Fabales, Fabaceae. The transcript has a single exon. The record is from RefSeq and is a predicted model, not a curated record. The coding region runs from base 1 to 801 and encodes 266 amino acids.